This is a messenger RNA of Acanthamoeba castellanii str. Neff, 1008 nucleotides long. RefSeq lists its product as uncharacterized. The transcript has 11 exons. Bases 1 to 1008 code for a protein of 335 amino acids. The record is from RefSeq and is a predicted model, not a curated record. Gene Ontology annotation, biological process: retrograde vesicle-mediated transport, Golgi to endoplasmic reticulum. Gene Ontology annotation, cellular component: membrane; Golgi apparatus. Lineage: Eukaryota; Discosea; Longamoebia; Acanthamoebidae.
AUGGAGUGGGCGCGCACCAACCUACGAGAUCGCAUGGGAGGCCAGGACGAAGGUGGUCCCCUCUCCUCUAUUCCGCCCCUGUCCCGGACCCUUGCGGGGGCUGUGCUCGGGGUGGCCCUCCUCCGGCUGCUGGCCCCUGCCACCGCUCAGCACUACCUCGCCCUGGUCCCGGGCUACACCGUGGGGCACAUGUACGUGUGGAACCUCGUCACGUGCAGCUUCUACGAACUCUCCCUCUUCGCCGCCGGCAUGAGCGUGGUGUCGAUCAUGCUCUUCGGGCGCUACCUGGAGCCCCUGUGGGGACCCGAGGAGUUCCUGCGCUUCACCCUGGUCGUCAACGCCCUCUCCGCCGUGGCCACCUUCAUCGCCGCCGUGUUCCUCUACUCCCUCUUCCAGACCGAAGCCUUGCUGUUCUCCGGCUUUGGCGGAUUCGCCGGGGCUCUCGCCGGCUACGCGGUGGCGAUGAAGCAGCUGCACCCCGACAGCGAGCUCCUCGCCCUCUACCUGCCCCUCCGCGCCAAGCAUCUGCCGGCGCUGCUGGUGGCGCUCGAGUGCGCGACGGCGCUGUUCUUUGGCUACGCGCAGCCCUUCACCUUCUUCGGGGUCCUCUUCUCGUGGACCUACCUCCGCUUCUUCCAAAAGAGGGGCGCCACGGUGGGGGACCACAGCGCCGAGUUCGCCUUCGCCACCCUGCUGCCCGAGCAGAUGCAGGGCCUUGUCACGCCCCUGGAGAGCGCGGUGUGGAAGGUGCUGGUCCUGUUCAGGUGCUGCCCCAAGGACCCCGGCCCCUUGGCCGGGCAUCCAUCCGACCUGGAAGAGGGAAAUCCCGUGUUCGGGGCACAGGUGGCGCUCGCCAAGGCCAGCACCUUCGAUUCGGAGAGGAGGCGUGCGCUGGCGAUGCAAGCCAUCGACGAGCGGAUGGCCCAAAAGGAGCAGCCCGAAGCUGGCAGCGCCCAGCACGACCGGCCCAGGCCGCAGCCCCUCGCCCCCGCCCACGAGGACUCCUGA